GACGGAGUUAUUUCGUAUAGAGGCGUCUUUUUUUUCACGGGUUUCGAUACCACCCCAGCAGGCAUGAUUUUAGGGCGCAGAAAGGGAACCACAUUGGCGGGAAUCAAACGCAUCGGGUUGGCAUCAUGGUGCCACAGGGAAAGGGUAAGAGGGGACCGCUCCAGAGGCAUUAUACUACGGACGACAUGGAGUCGAGGCGACGUUGGAAUCGUUUAACGUGCGGAUUAUAUGGAAUUCUAGUAUUUAGCGCACGAACCAGUUUUGUUUCUUAUUUCAGGUCCUCGGAAACCUCGACUUCAUCUGAUGCGUUGCAACGGUCCCACAACGUGGUCUGCAGGUCGGAGACUUGUUUCAAUCAGUCCAUUCAUCCAUCUCAACGUUUUCGGUAUCGGCAUAUGCACUCCUGAGUCCUGGUGCAUCGAAGUAGCGUCCUGUGUGAUAGAUCUAAGACAACCGUCCCUUCACAGUCCACAUUCAGACAUAUCACAGACGAAAGCCACACGCGGGAUAUUU
Eremomyces bilateralis CBS 781.70 is the source of this 513-nucleotide messenger RNA. RefSeq lists its product as uncharacterized. NCBI's taxonomy places the organism in Eukaryota, Fungi, Ascomycota, Dothideomycetes, Eremomycetales, Eremomycetaceae. The record is from RefSeq and is a predicted model, not a curated record. The coding region runs from base 126 to 407 and encodes 93 amino acids. The transcript has a single exon.